Molecule: messenger RNA, 2997 nt
Organism: Lotus japonicus
Lineage: Eukaryota; Viridiplantae; Streptophyta; Magnoliopsida; Fabales; Fabaceae
Product: probable disease resistance protein At5g66900
Exons: 6
Coding region: 288-2729 (813 amino acids)
Biological process (GO): defense response to fungus
Molecular function (GO): ADP binding
Source: RefSeq, a predicted model, not a curated record
UAGUGCCAAUCUGUACCCAAGAACUAGAAGACUUGGUUUUUCAUCAUUGAUCUAGUCAAGCAAAAAAAAAAAUGCUAUAAAAGAGAGAGUUCUAAUCCAUUAAAUUCUCAAAUUCCAGAUAAGCAAGGUUUUCAGUCAUCUUUGUCCUCUAUUCCCCCAUUGGUGACUACAAAAACAGCUGGAAUUGGAUUCCAUCCAGCAAGUUAAAAAGAAUCUUUGGACCAUAUUUCUUCAGAUCAAGUUUCUGAUUCUGGGUGUGUUUGGUUUGUUGCUCUAGGCAGCAGAUCAUGGCUGUGAUUGCAGAUGCACUUGUGGGGGAGCUUGUUGGGCAACUGCUGGGUGUGGUUAUUGAGAUGAAAGACAAGAAUCUGAAGUUCAAAUCCACUCUGGAGGAAUUGCAGGGCACCCUGGAAUCAAUAAGGCCAGAUGUUGAUAAGAUAGUAGAACUAUACAGGGUACGGGAUCGAGCAUCGGAAACGGAGAAGCUUGUUGAACUUAUGAAGACUGGAAAAAAACUUGUUCAGGAGUGUGCUAAUGGAUUCAAGUGGUGGAACUGUUUUUAUCAGAGGGCUAACUACCAAGAGAAACUUGCAGAAUUGGACGCGUCGAUUCUUAAGUACUUUCAGAUGGAUAUGCAAGCUAAGAUUGCCACCACCGUGUUGGUGAUCGAGGAUAAGGUUGACGAGCUUCGUGCGGAUUUACACAAUGUUGUUGCUAUGACUAUGAAAAACGAAAGGAUUGCAUUGAAGGUGUGCACGGCUCCUGCGCCACCUGAAUUCACUAUCGGCUUGGAUGUUCCUUUGAAGGAGCUGAGGCUUAGGGUGCUCCGGGAAACCGUUACUGUCUCGGUGACCACGGUAACUGGUUCAGGAGGUUUAGGGAAGACUACAUUAGCCAAGAAGUUUUGUUGGGAUGAGCAGGUCAAAGGUAAAUUCAAGGAGAAUAUCUUCUUCGUCACUUUUGCAAAAAAUCCAAAGUUGAAUACGAUAGUGCAGAAUCUGUUUCAACACAAUGGUCACCAAGUGCCGGACUUUCAAAGUGAAGAAGAUGCUAUCAACCAACUGGGAAAUUUGAUGAUGCAGAUUGGGCAAAAAGGUCCAAUACUGUUGGUACUGGACGAUGUCUGGCUCGGAUCGGAAUCUCUUGUUGACAAAUUUGUGUUCCAAAUUCCAAACUACAACAUUUUGGUGACAUCAAGAUCUGCCAUUGCAAGAUAUGACUCUGGCUCUCCGUACGUCUUGGAACGACUAAGUCUAGAAGAUGCCACCAGUCUAUUUCUCCAUUCAGCAUCCUUGAGUCCAAACAGCACUGAAAUUCCUGUUUCUCUUGUGAAAAAGAUAGUCAAAGGUUGCAAGCGUUCUCCCAUUGCACUUACAGUGACUGGCACCUCACUAAAGAACAAGAACCUGGCGGUUUGGCGCAGCAGGGCAAAGGCAUUGUCCAAGGGUCAAUCAAUUCUGGAGUCUAACCACGAUGUACUUACUUGUCUCCAAAAGAGCUUGGAUGUUUUGGAUCCUAUUGCCAUAGAGUGUUUUAAGGACCUAGGCUUGUUUCCUGAAGAUCAAAGGAUCCCUGCUGCUGCCCUUGUGGAUAUGUGGGCAGAGCUGCGUUGUGGAGAUGAUGAGACUGCAAUGGAGAAAAUUUAUGAGCUGGUGAAUCUGAACAUGGCUGAUAUUGUUGUGACAAGGAAAGUUGCAAAUGACAUAGUAGACUAUAAUUACCACUAUGUCGCCCAGCAUGGUCUUCUUCGAGAGCUAGCCAUUCGGCAGACACGCCAGGAACCAGAGUCCAAGAGGAAUAGGCUAAUUAUUGAGAUUAAUGAAAAUAAGCUUCCCGAUUGGUGGAGCGUACAGAAGGCGUAUCCCACUCCAGCCAAAAUAUUAUCCAUCUCAACUGAUGAAAAAUUCUCUUCAGAAUGGUGUAACUUGCAAGCGACUGAAGUUGAGGCUCUAGUGUUGAACUUUCGAGGAAAGAAGUGCACAUUGCCAAUGUUCAUGAAGAAUAUGAAGAAAUUAAAAGUCUUGACAAUUACAAAUUAUGACUUCUAUCCUGCUGAGUUGGAGAAUUUCGAGCUGCUUGAUGAUUUACCUAGUCUUAAACGGCUCAGAUUAGAGAAGGUUUCUAUUCCUUUCCUUAGCAAGAUCGGAGUGAAACUGGAGAAUCUGCAGAAAUGUUCAUUUUUUAUGUGCAAUGUGAUUGGAGUAUUUGACAAUUGCACUACCCAAGUUUCAGAUAUGCUGCCAAAAUUGGAGGAGAUUGACUUUGACUAUUGCACUAUGGUGGAUCUACCUGUUGUGCUCUCUAAUAGUGAUAAGUUAAAAAGGCUUAGGAUCACAAACUGCCAUAAGAUUUCUGCACUUCCUGAAGUUGGAAAGAAUUUGAAAUCACUAAGGCUAAGUUCUUGCAGUGGUUUAUUAGAGUUGCCAAAGUCAAUCACAAACCUUGAGAAACUACAAUUUCUUGACAUCUCUGACUGCAUAAGUCUCAGUAAUUUACCUGAGGACAUGGGUGAGUUGAAAAAGUUAGAAAAGCUCAAUGUCAGAGGCUGCUCAAGAUUAACCGAGUUGCCUACAUCAAUCAUGGACCUUGAAAACUUAGAGGAAGUGGAAUGUGAUGAAGAGAUAGCUGAAUUAUGGGAACCUGUCAAACAAAUCCUUAGUGAUCUACAGCUACAUGUCGCCCCAACUGAUUUCAACUUAGAUUUUCUUUCUAAGUUGCGCUCAUCAUAGUUGGGAUUGGCAGCACAAUCAAGAGAGAACAGAAUAAGAAGAAUAAAAAUGAGAAGGUGAGAAAGAUCAGUCUUGACCACCGCUGUUAAUUUUUCUGUAUUACAUGAUUACAGGUGUAUGUAUCAUAGAAUUACUACAAGCUUGUAUUUUUGUUUUCUUUACAUUUUUAUGAGUUUUGAUCCCUUCACCCGCUCUAUUUUCUCUUGUAUAAAUUUUCAAACAUUUCCUCUUUUUACUCUUUCUAUCACAUUAUUCAUUAUAUCUCUAA